AUGCAGGGAGGAAUUCUGACUGAAGAUGACCUGGAGAAGUACUUCACAUUCGGAGAGUGUCCAAGGACAAGUCUCGUAGUACCGCCGCCUUCCUCCAGUUACGAUCGGCAGCAGCCACACUCCACCACCCUCGAUGUGGGAGGGCCAUCUCUCACAAGCCGAUGCUCCAGUGGACCUCCCUCGUAUGAUCAAUGGGUCUACCGGAUACCCGAGGCAUGUAUUCGCGAUUUAGCAUUCGAGAAGCUUAUGAGGGUCGUGCCUGAUCAUCCAAUGUCAGAAGCAAACUUAUGGACGCGGAUGGUAUCACGCCCGUCAUUGAAACGCUCUCGACGGCCCAUGAACUACGACAUGCAACAAGACGUUCUUAACAUCGUGCGGAUUGAUGACUCAUUGAGUGCAGAGAGCGUGACAGUGGUGGAGAUACCGAGUUCUAUGUCGAAGCCAGCAUCAUACUCUGACAAUAAACCGCCAAAGUUAAUAAUGAACGCCUGCAAUGAAGAAUCAAUAAAGUCUGUCCAAUCUGACUCUCCACAUUUUCUAGGAUGGGUUACCGAAGCGAAAUCCAAUGGGAGGGGCGAAGGGAUCGAGAAACAAGCAUCCUCCAAUACUUGCUUCCUACCAAAGCUACACCUAAAAACAGCAUGGAAUCGACUGCGCCGUUGGACGACUACUGCACUCAGGGACAUGAAGAGUCGAACUGCGCGUUUAUCAUUAGCUACUCGACCAAUCAGGUGGGUGAACCGACACGCUGCGCCACAGUAG
This is a messenger RNA of Suillus plorans, 762 nucleotides long. RefSeq lists its product as uncharacterized. The record is from RefSeq and is a predicted model, not a curated record. The transcript is spliced from 4 exons. The coding region runs from base 1 to 762 and encodes 253 amino acids. NCBI's taxonomy places the organism in Eukaryota, Fungi, Basidiomycota, Agaricomycetes, Boletales, Suillaceae.